Cucurbita moschata (crookneck pumpkin) is the source of this 560-nucleotide messenger RNA. RefSeq names its product autophagy-related protein 8i-like. The record is from RefSeq and is a predicted model, not a curated record. The transcript has 5 exons. The coding region runs from base 67 to 423 and encodes 118 amino acids. Gene Ontology annotation, biological process: cellular response to nitrogen starvation. NCBI's taxonomy places the organism in Eukaryota, Viridiplantae, Streptophyta, Magnoliopsida, Cucurbitales, Cucurbitaceae.
AAUAUCUCUCUUUUUAUUCAUCUUCCGAGUUCUUCCAUUUUGGACGUCAUCGCAAAGAGAUCGCUAAUGGGGAAAACCAAAUCCUUCAAAGAUGAGUUCACCUACGAACAACGAUUUGCGGAGUCGUUCGAAAUCUUGGCCAAGUAUCCCGAUCGAGUCCCUGUAAUUGUUGAGAGAUAUGAGAAAUGUGAACUGCCCGAGAUGGAAAAGAAGAAGUACCUCAUUCCUCGAGACAUGUCUGUUGGCCAAUUCAUCCAUGUUCUGAGCACCAGGCUUCAUCUAGCACCUGGAAAAGCUCUCUUUGUAUUUGUAAAGAAUACUUUGCCUCAAACAGCUAGCUUAAUGGAUACGGUGUACGAAUCAUACAAGGACGACGAUGGCUUUCUGUACAUGUGUUACAGCAGUGAAAAGACCUUUGGCUAGGACCAUCUGAUUGAGAUUUGCCAAUGCUGAAGCUGUAUAUCUCUGCUACUCCUCCUGCUGUCAAUAUAUCCAUAGACAAAUUUGUUUUUAUCAUGAACAUUAUAUAUAAUGCAUAUAUCAUACCUUCAUAUUUCAAA